Rotaria sp. Silwood2 is the source of this 2625-nucleotide messenger RNA. NCBI's taxonomy places the organism in Eukaryota, Metazoa, Rotifera, Eurotatoria, Philodinida, Philodinidae. The record is from the annotation of a GenBank genome assembly.
AUGGCUGCUACAUCUUAUUCAACAUUACCUUCUAGUACAUAUACUGAGUUUGGAUCUAAACAAGAUCCAUACCAUUCAACUAUUUACAGUACAUAUGAUGGAGGUUUUGGAUCAUUAACUUCACAUCCAUAUCAAUAUGAAACAAAUAGUUAUGGCACUGUUCCUGUUGAUAAUCAACAAACAAAAAUGAAUAGUUAUUCGAACUCACAAGUACCUAUAACUGAUUAUAGACCAAUAGAUACGAAUAAUAAUAAUACCGGAAGUAAUGGUAUGGCAAGUACUACGCAAACAUCAUAUAAAAAGAACAUAAAUAAUCAACAAGUGGAAUCUAAAAACCAUCAACAGAAUUCAUAUGCUGACACAACACAACAACGUCCACCAGUUUCAAUCGAUAAUCAGUAUCAGCGAUCUCAAACACAACUCAUUCGAUCAGAACAUCAAGUCUCAAAUCGUCUUCCUAAAGAACAACAACGGCAGCAACAGCAUAAAUCUCAGCCACCACUUCAAUCAAAUUUGACUCGAUCUGAGCAACAAAUGCCAAAAUCUCGUGCAUCACCUCCUAUUCCUCAUCAUUUGCCAUCGAAUGGUGAUAACAAUUAUGCAUCUGAAACAUCCCUGAAAACAACUAGUCUUCUACAAGAAUUAAAACCUACGAAAUCAAGUCAAAUGCGAGCUGCAGCUAUACAAAAAAAAGAAAAAACUCUCGAACAAAAACGUCAAGAUCGAUAUUUUCCAUCAAGUGAAAAUAAAACUACAUUAACAAAAUUAAAACCUCAACACGAAAGUCCUAAAAUAGAUCUUCAACAAACUAAAAAAGAAAAACCGACUCGUAACAAAAAACAAUCUCAUUCAUUACCAAAACAACGUCAAAGUCGUCGUGAUGGAAAUCAAACAGAAGAUAAUAAAAGUUCAGCUGAUGAUAAUACUAAUACACAUCAUCGAAGUAAAUCUCAAAAACGAGCAACGUUUUCUGAUACUCAUCUUGAUAAACAUUCACAUCUUCCUCCACUUCGUCAUGGUCGAAUGCCACCAUAUCACGAUCCUUAUAUGGAUUAUCCAUUACCUCCAGGACAUCCUCUAAGAGGACGAUAUCCACAUCACGAGGGAUUUCCACCUUAUGAUCCUUAUUAUGGUCCAUAUGGUCAUCAUCAUUUGUAUGGAGGUGCCGAUGAUAUUCCACCCUAUCUACCACCUUAUCAUGAUGCUUACGAUCCAUUUUUUGAUUAUGAAAAACGAAAAGUUAAACCAAAACGACAUACAGAGAAAACUGAAGCCCAUGGUGAUCAUGAAGAAAAUAAUGGUGGCACAACUGGAUAUGAAACUGAAGGAGAUGAUGGUGCUAAAAGUCGUUUAUCACGAAAAAGUCGAAAUAAAAAUAAACAUAAUGAUCAUGGUGGUCGAAAAAGUCGUCGUGAUGAGGAAGAAAAUAUGCAUCCACCUUGGCCGCCAGGAUAUUAUCCACCACAGUAUUAUAAUGGUCGUGACAUGAUGCUUGAAUAUUGGCGUCAAGAACGAAAUGAUUAUUUAAAAAGAAAAUUUAAACCAUCUAUUCAUGAUGUUCUUUAUUCUCAACAAUGGAUGAAAGCAGAUAGUUAUCUAGAAAAUCAACGAAGACGUGUUGUACGUGAUGCACAAGGUUAUUAUUUUCCAUAUAAGAAAUAUACAUUAAAAGACUAUAGAGAUUUACAAAAACUAAAUAAUCCAAAUCCAUUUGGUGACACUAAUGAAGCAGUUAUUGAUCGAAAAGAACGUGCGAAAAAGCGUCAAGAAUAUGGAUCAUUAGUUGAAAGACAAAUGGUAGAUAAUCCAGGAACGCGGCAUAUACCACCACGUGAAAUGGACGCUCGAGAACCAUGGCAUUUAAGUAACAGCGAUCAUGAUCCUGAAAAAUCGUCAAGAAGAGAACGAGCUCUUGAAUACGCUAAAGUGCAAGUAAGACAUCAACCGACCGAUUCAACAGGAGAUCAAUCUUAUAGAUCAGAUCCAAAUGAACGAUCUAUGAAUAAUCAUAUGCCAAACAAUAAUGAUGAUCGUGAUAGAUCAAAAAGAUCGGAAAAUUUAUCGAUAGCUGUUGAAGGUCUACCCGGUUUACGAGGACCACCAGGACCAACAGGUCUGCCUGGACCAAGGGGUCCACAAGGUUUAACAGGUCCUCCUGGUCGUGAUGGUUUUAUGGAACGUCCACCUUCAUUUUAUGCUGAAUUACGACGCUUAUUUAUUACAAAGAAUAGCGAUGCCAUACUACGACCAUGGGCAUUAAGUGAAACAGCAAAUGUGCCCGAUGCAUUUUCAUAUUUCUCACAAGAGAGUGGGAUAUUUACCGUUCCUACAGGUGGUCUUUAUCAUUUUUUUCUAACAAUAUCUGUUUCGAAAGCUAAGGCAUCAGUUUAUAUUACUCGAAAUGGAGAACGUAUACGAACAGUUUGGGUAGAAUCAGUUGCAAUAAUACAAAAUGAAACAGUAGCAUGGGGUUGGGCAAGUGGUUCAAUCGAUUGUCUUUUAUAUUGUCAAACUGGUGAUCAAAUAGCAGCUGUUGCUUCUUAUCGUUCAAAUGAAAAUUUCAAUUCUCAAGUAUACGGUUAUUCAUAUUCAACAUUCUCUGGAUAUAUGUUAUAUAAUACUUAG